Molecule: messenger RNA, 909 nt
Organism: Mucor velutinosus
Lineage: Eukaryota; Fungi; Mucoromycota; Mucoromycetes; Mucorales; Mucoraceae
Exons: 2
Coding region: 1-909 (302 amino acids)
Biological process (GO): positive regulation of transcription by RNA polymerase II
Cellular component (GO): RNA polymerase II transcription regulator complex
Molecular function (GO): DNA-binding transcription factor activity; protein dimerization activity
Source: RefSeq, a predicted model, not a curated record
AUGAAUAUGACCGAUCACUUUAGUAGCAACUCUCAACCCAAUUCUCCAUAUCAACCUCAACAACAACAUCAGGAAAGAAGACCCUCACUUAUUGACCCAACAUCCAACAGAACAUUGUAUCCUCUGUCUUCAUUCCGUCAUCCGCAUCAUCACACUGCUGGUUAUUCAGAUAGUGCACAUUCAAGCCCUUCAAACUCACGCCGAGGCUCACUGACUGACCCAGCGUUGCAUUCAUCUUCUUUCCGUCCUAAUCAUUCACUCUUAUCGUUCAACUCUUCUUCUCCUCCAUCUUCUCCUUCAUCUAGAAGAUCAUCGAUGGUAACUACACCUGAGCAUCUUCCUUCAUUGCCGCAGCUUCCAACCCCGCCUACAUCUACAACGACCUCUCCCUGGCGAAGAGAAUCACUGCCUUCAAUUACACAUUUAACAAGCACUACUACAUCCUACAGACCUUCUACUGCUGAUUAUCAGUUCAAACAGAUGCACAUGAUGGUGGAUGAUCACCGUCGCCAUUCGAUUGCUAUGGGAUCUUCUUCUGCUUUCAAUGGAGUCAACAGCAGACAUAACUCUAUAUCUAGCUCGGGCAUGGAGGAAGACAUGAUUAUCACAGCAGCAGGGGGAGAGGAUGAAAGACCCGUCGUCUCAAGGAGAGGUAGUGAAACACCUUACAGUCGAUCUCCAGAACUUCGAAUAAGUCACAAGCUAGCGGAAAGAAAGAGAAGAAAGGAGAUGAAGGAUUUGUUUGAUGAUUUAAGAGACUUACUACCAGUGGAUAAAAACCUAAAGACGAGUAAAUGGGAGAUUCUGAGCAAAACUUUGGAAUACAUUCGUAUACUGCAUCAAAGAGAGAGUAUCAUGGAGAAGGAGAAGGCUGACUUAAUCAAUGAAUUGAACGCACUGAAGCGAUGA